AUGGCGGCAGCAACUGCUUCGAGGGGGGGGCGAGAGGGCCGGGACUUCCCUGCCGCGCCGCCCCGCCGCUCGCUGCUCCGCGAAGUUUUGUCCGAGGCAGAAUUGACAGAACUCGGCCUCGACGCGUCUGUCGACGACUCGCCUAGUGCUCCCCCCUCGAUUUCUAGAAAACGCUUCCACGGGUUGUUCCUCCUUUCCGCGCUCUGGGUUCUCCUCUACUGGGGGUCCUUCUUCGCACUUCUGGUGUACUUACACCCGGAAGCACACCGGCCGCCAGACGACCUGCAGAUACAGCGUGGGGUGUACGUACACGUGAACAGUGCCGGCGCGCGCGGUGGCCGGAUGGAGGCCGCGCGACAGGCGACGGAGCAGAAAUCAGGUGGAAGCGCCUCAGGCGUUGAGGCGAGAAACGAACGUUUUCAGGGAUCCGAGAACGGAGGUCAAGGACCGGUGUUUGGAGAGGGCCGCGCCGACGCCUACCCGGAUAGUCGCGCCUCUGCGUUGCCGAGCGUCGACCGGUUGCAUUCUGUGUCGCCUCCCUCCUUGUCUUCUAUGGGGAGCAUUCGCGCGUACACUACGGCGGAUGCCCUGAACAGUGUCGACGCGGACGCAGAGACAGCGCGAAAAGCAGGCGUCUCGGACGAAGCCUCGGCGGGGAUCGACGACGUAUUUUGCUCUACGUGGGCCUUUCUGCUGGCGCUCUCUGUCUCCUCUGUGGCGACCGAGCUCGGCGUCCUCUACCUGCUGCGCAGCUUCACGCCGCUGCCGCAUCGCGAGGGUCUGCUCGCCUUUCCUCUCGCGUCGCCGUCGGCCCCCUCUGCGCUCCUCUCCACGGUCGCAGGGAGCCUCACGCUUCUCCUGGACUUCGUUUCGCACUUUUGCCAGCUCGGCGACGUCCUCUUCCUCUUCGCGGUCGCCCCGCCCCUCUUCCCGCUGCCGCUCUUCCUCUGCUGUCUCUACUCCGUGGCGCUCACCACGUUCUUCCUUCUCCUGCUUCAGCUCCGCUCUCUCCUCGCUGUACACCCCCGGGACCGGUUCGCCCUCCACGACGGCCCCGCUGCCUGCCUUCGAGCGCCUGUGGCGCUCCUCUGUCGGCCGCGCCUCCUCUCUGCGCUGCGCGUCCUCGUCGCCUGCCUCGUUAGCACCGGCCGCCUCCUCGUCCGCCUCCUCUCCCUCGCCUUCUCCCUGUGUCUCCGUGUCCCCGCGGCCUGUCAGGCCUGUCUCCGCCCCCGCCGGCUCCGAGCCGGCGCCCUCGCGCCAGCGGCCCUCGCGCCCCUCCACGCCGCCGCCCAACGGAGACUCUUCCGCCGGGACCUUGACGCGUCUUGUUGCGCCGAGGGCGACGCCGGCGUGUGGGGCGAGCCCAGCGACCGCGAGCAGUCUCUCAUCGGCGCCGCGGCUGUCUCCAGCUGUGAGGCGUCUCUCCCUCCGCCGGCGUCGGGCUUACAAGGUGACGAACAUCGCAGGGAAGAGAAGGACGCCGGCUCGCUUCCGCCCGCCGCCUGCUCUCACGCGUCGCCCUCGCGCGGCCUCUCUGCCGUGGGCGAAGGAGGCUCGCAGGGCGGCUUCGCUUCUUCGUCGCGCGUCUCCGGCCGGAUAGCCGAAGGACGCACGAGACAAGGAGCGCGAGCGCAAGGCGGAGGCAUUCUGCAACAGGUUCUUCACGGCUUUUUGCAGGCGAAGAGACCCAGCGCAGGCCGCUCGGAGGGGCGCGGCGCCUUCGCGGCGAGGGCCGAGAGUCCUGGCGUUCGCGCGCCGCAUGCGGCCGACGCCCUUCCCUCUGCGCAGGUGUCUCUCCUCUCCCCCUCGUCUUCCUGUGCGUUCGUCUCCACUUCCUUCUUCGCUCCAGAACGGGACUGCGAAGGCGGGCUGGAGAGCGUGGAAACAUCACGCAAGAGCGAGGACGGAGAAGAGGAGCGGAGAGAGAGAAGAGACAGGAGAGAGCGAGGCGUUUCGAGACGAGGCGAAGACGCCGAACGAAAGAGCGAAGAAGAAGGACGAACGACUACGAGCCGGACAGGCAACUGGGCGAGAGGAAGAGAGGGAGAGGACGGCGAAGCAGCAGGAGAAACACAGGACUUCGCUGAUGGCAGUGAAGUUAUGAAAUUAACAAACCACUUCCUUCUUCUUGACAUGGCCGCCGCUACCGACGCCCUCAAAAAUCAUUUCCUGCCGGCGGAGAAACUGGAGGCUUUCGAGUUUGGAGCUUCUCUGCUUUCUCUCAGCCGCUUUUAUUUGGGAGAUCUUUGUCUCUUGUUUUUCCUCGCCUACCCGGUGUGCGCCUUCGGCUCGGCGUCCUUGCCGGUUGUGCUUCUUCUCUUCCACUGCGCGAAGAUUCUUCUACAAACGCUGCUUUUUCUACUGAAGAGCGACGCGUCCAUAUGGGAACUGUGGUGCUACGAUCUGGACUAA
This is a messenger RNA of Neospora caninum, 2412 nucleotides long. RefSeq lists its product as hypothetical. Bases 1 to 2412 code for a protein of 803 amino acids. The transcript has 3 exons. The record is from RefSeq and is a predicted model, not a curated record. Lineage: Eukaryota; Apicomplexa; Conoidasida; Eucoccidiorida; Sarcocystidae.